AUGAACACUCUGUCUUUUGGCCAGACUUUGAAAGGUAGAAAAGGGCUUUACACCAUCACAAAGAAACUCCAUGAUUGUAUCUGGCUUGUCACAAACCAAAAUAAAGAGAAAUUCGUGGCGAAGAGUGUCAGUCCUUUUCGACUGCAGAAUGAAAGAGAUACACAGCUGCGUUUCCAAAACCGAACGCCUUUCAUUCGCCCAUUAAUCGAUGAGAUAGAAGACUCAGCUCCUGCUCUCAUAUUGAGGUUCCUGGAUACCAAUGUUUUACACGCCUCAAACACCCAGCGUCUGACUCGCCCGGAAGUUAAAUAUGUUGCGAAGAGGGUGCUAGAAGCUCUCUCAGUUUUGCACAAUGAGGGCCAUGUCCAUACUGAUAUCAAGCCUAGUAAUGUGUUGGUGAAUCAUAACCAGGGUGGUGUCAGGUUCAAGGAGGCCCAACUAGCCGAUUUCGAGAGUACCGUUUAUGUGGACUCUAGCCAUGCUCAGAAUGGUGACCCUAUCGGCACGCCUAUUUUCAGAAGCCCUGAAGCGCAGCUUCAAAUGAAAUGGGAUACUUCCACGGAUAUUUGGUCGUUUGGCGCAAUGUUAAUCAGCCUACUAUAUGGAGAUGGAUUUCAUAUUUUCAAGCCGGAUGUCCCUGUAGACCACGAUGAGUACGAUAUCAAAAUCCUCAUGAAACACCAUCGAUGCUUUGGGCCAUUUCCAGACUCAUACGAAGACAUUGCAAGCCAGGAAAGACUGGCGGCUCUCGUGUGGAUCAUGCAAAACAGCCCUCCAGAGACCUUGAAACCUUUUCAUCUCACAACAUCGCGAGAAAUUUUCCGGGGGGAUAAAGAGUUUGUACUGAGGGCAAUGAAACUUGAUCCCAGGGAUAGGCCCACUGCACAACAGCUGUUGGAUGAUGUGUGGUUUUAUCGCAAUUGA
This is a messenger RNA of Aspergillus wentii DTO 134E9, 924 nucleotides long. RefSeq lists its product as uncharacterized. Gene Ontology annotation, molecular function: protein serine/threonine kinase activity; ATP binding. Gene Ontology annotation, biological process: protein phosphorylation. NCBI's taxonomy places the organism in Eukaryota, Fungi, Ascomycota, Eurotiomycetes, Eurotiales, Aspergillaceae. Bases 1 to 924 code for a protein of 307 amino acids. The record is from RefSeq and is a predicted model, not a curated record. Gene Ontology annotation, cellular component: cytoplasm. The transcript has 4 exons.